UGGAGCACCCCAGCGGUGCCCCACUUUGACGGGGGAUUUGGGCAUGCCCCGCUGGGACAUGUGUCAGAGGUAGCGACGUCGAGAAGGAUAAGGCGAUGAGGCACCCAACGAUUAUCAGAAGGUAAAAGAAAGAAAGGAGAAGGAGAAGGAGAGGAGCAGAGUAAGAAUGCAAUUGACGUCACGGACUACAGAUCACGAUGUCCCUCGACCUCGUCCCCGUCUACCCACCCUACGUGACAACCCCCGCUCAUCUCUUCCCAGUGAUCGACACGUCAGUUACCCACCCCUCGGGCCAUUCCCCAACCCACGCCAUCGCCUCCAGCUGUCUCAUGAUCCAUCAACCCCAUGCCCAUCUCAAUCGGUUAUGGCAUCUCUCAUCCUUUUCGACAUGAUCAUCAACCCUUACGCGUACACUUCCCCACCUCGAAAAAUUCCCUUUGACGCUGAUCCACGAACUGUUGACGUGUCAUGCCAUGGCGGAGAGGUCCGUGUGUUCCAUUCCACCGCAAUGGCCGACUUAUCCGACUUUCCCGCUCGUUACGAGUUUCUGUAUCGCGGCUGGCGUGAAACAUCGGCAUGGAGGUCACGUAAAGUGGUGAGACCAGUGUUAAAGAUUGACAACGAGAAUACUCCACAGUCAUGGGGCUUGAGGAGGACUGGGAGGCAUGAUUGGAGGGGUGACCCCGCUCGAGCUCUGGUGCUGUGCUUCAGGAUCACGUUGGUUCUCCAGAAGGGAUGUCUAGUUCUAUGAUCGCCGUGACGUAUCACCUCCUGAUACAUAGCUUCCCGUGAUCACAUACAGGCCUGCACUGGUGAGGUUGGGAGAGAGUAUGGGAUUCGAAGUGCAGAGUCCGUACGGUUCGGUAUUCACGUCCUCAAGAAGCAGGUAGGAGGAGCGACGCAAUCUUGUAGAUGCGAUUUCCAAUCGUAG
This is a messenger RNA of Saitoella complicata NRRL Y-17804, 931 nucleotides long. RefSeq lists its product as uncharacterized. The coding region runs from base 167 to 751 and encodes 194 amino acids. Lineage: Eukaryota; Fungi; Ascomycota; Saitoellomycetes; Saitoellales; Saitoellaceae. The transcript has a single exon. The record is from RefSeq and is a predicted model, not a curated record.